Ornithodoros turicata is the source of this 2190-nucleotide messenger RNA. RefSeq names its product ABC transporter G family member 20-like. The transcript has 9 exons. Gene Ontology annotation, molecular function: ATP hydrolysis activity; ATP binding; ABC-type transporter activity. Lineage: Eukaryota; Metazoa; Arthropoda; Arachnida; Ixodida; Argasidae. Gene Ontology annotation, cellular component: ATP-binding cassette (ABC) transporter complex; membrane. Bases 1 to 2088 code for a protein of 695 amino acids. The record is from RefSeq and is a predicted model, not a curated record. Gene Ontology annotation, biological process: transmembrane transport.
AUGCUAAAUAAGGUCGGCUCACGGCGCUUGGCAAUCGACGUGAAAGACCUGUGGCUCUGGUACGGCGACGGUGCUAAGAAAGUGGAGAUAUUUAAGGGCAUCAACAUCAACGUCCCUCGUGGCGGCAUCUACGCUCUCCUUGGCUCUUCUGGCUGUGGCAAGACUACGCUUCUAAGAUGCGUGUUGGGCCGAAAGCGUUUCCAACGAGGUCAGAUAAAGGUCUUUGGCACAGCUCCUGGAACUCCUGGUUCAAAGAUACCCGGGUCGAACGUUGGUUACAUGCCUCAAGACGUGGCUUUGUUCGACGCGUUCUCUAUUGACGAAACACUCGGGUUCUUCGGCCAGAUCUACGAAAUGCCGAUACAAGAAUGGAAAAGCCGCGAAGAGUUCCUGCUGCAGUUCUUCGAACUUCCUGACAAAUCCCGCUUGGUGAAGUACUUGAGCGGCGGGCAAAAGCGCCGGGUAUCCUUGGCUGCAUCCAUGAUACAUAAUCCUCCACUGCUUGUCCUUGAUGAGCCGACAGUUGGUAUAGACCCCGUUUUGAGAAGGUCCAUCUGGAAUUACUUGGUUACCCUAACUCAAGUGCACAAGAUAACAGUCAUAAUCACUACACAUUACAUUGACGAAGCACGGCUGGCAACUGUAGUAGGAUUCCUCCGGAACGGUGUCAUGCUAGCCGAGAGUUCCCCCCAAGACUUGAUGACCACCCACAAAGCAAGUAAUUUGGAAGAGGUGUUUUUGAUCCUUGCUAAAAUGGCGCCAAGUGAUAGUCCUCCACAGAGACAUGUGCGGGCAUCCCUGUUGCACUCCGUUGGAAGGGCUUUCGGUGGCGGUGAAGAAGGCCAGGGGGAAGAAACACAGUAUUCCUUUCUGGCUUCAGUGAGCGCUCACAAGAAAAGUGCUAUAUUCAAUGUCACCAGAAAAGAUUUUGAUCGCUCCAUAGCCAGGACACGGGCUCUCUUCCGCAAGAACGUCUUGAAGAUUACGCGUAAUCCAGGAUUACUUCUGUACAGCUUCUUGCUUCCUGCUAUAGAAAUAAUGCUAUUCUGCUUGGUGAUCGGUCGGGUGCCAUUUGACAUGACGAUAUCUGUAGUCAACGAGGAUUCGCCACCCAAGUACAGUCUCAAGUUCUUGGAAGAUACCGAUGCUGAGGUUCUCCCACAGGUGAGCUACAAGGAGUUGAAACCAGCUCUAGACUCUGUACACUCUGGCUUGUCAUACGGUGUGGUACACAUGACGCAGAACUUCAGCAAAGCCCUUGAGACGCGCUACCAGAGUGGUUUCUAUAUUGAUGCCAGUACAGCGGAUGAGAGCUCUAUCGACCUUAACCUCGACAUGACAAAUCAACAGAUCUACCUCACGAUAAUCGACCAGUUGCAAAUAUCUGCGAAAAAAAUGGUAUACGACAUGUUCGUGCAAAAGAAGCUCAGUACCGCAGGACUGGCUGGAUUUGUUAGGAUCCAGGAGCCCUUGUUUGGAAGCCGAAAUGCGUCAUUCACGGAGUUUGUGGCACCGGGGAUGAUCCUUACGAUUACCUACAUCAUGGCAGUGGGCUUGAGUUUGAACAGUCUCCUGGGAGAAAGAAAAGACGGCCUCCUAGAGCGAUGUACUGUAGCCGGCGUACUGUCCUACGAGGUCGUCCUUUCGCACGCACUGUCGCAGAUGUUUGUGGUCGUGGUCCAGGAUCUGCUUCUUCUGUUUGUCGGUUUCGUCGUCUUCCAGUUGCCCUCCAGGGGUUCAAUCUGGAUCGCCAUCCUGCUUACGUUGAGCCAGGGACUAUGUGGCAUGUCACUUGGCUUAAUGAUCUCAUCGCUGUUCGAGAGCCCUGCCACUGCUGCCAUGCUGGCAGCGGGCCUCAAUUAUCCCAGCAUGCUCUUGAGUGGCAUCCUAUGGCCAGUGGAAGGGAUUCCAAUCCAGAUGCGGUGGUUCUGCUACAUCCUGCCGCAAACAAUUCCUUCGGAUUCCUUCCGUAGUGUCAUCUACAGAGGUUGGAGCAUCACCCACAUGAGCGUCUGGUUGGGCUUUGUCGUGACAUUCGUCUGGAUCAUAGUCUACCUAUUGGCAACCGUCAUCUUCUUUAAGCAGUGACGUCGUGCUGGACCGCUAUCUGCAUAUUGAAGUCACCGAUAACAGUCGCUCAGCCAAAAAUAACCUGAUAACCAGUCUGCAUAAAUCACAGUAUUUGAAAUA